Echinococcus granulosus is the source of this 981-nucleotide messenger RNA. RefSeq lists its product as hypothetical. The record is from RefSeq and is a predicted model, not a curated record. The coding region runs from base 1 to 981 and encodes 326 amino acids. Lineage: Eukaryota; Metazoa; Platyhelminthes; Cestoda; Cyclophyllidea; Taeniidae. The transcript has 2 exons.
AUGACAGAGGGGAUCCUAGAUGAAACAUUCUUUAAAGAGAAUCGAAUGUUUCACACGUGUUAUAAUCUCUUACUAAUGAACGUAUUCCGUUUUUCACCUCUUGAAAAUUUAACAUCAAAGUUAUACAAAGUUUCAUUAUUUCCACAUCAAAAUGACACCAAUUUCUCAGCACUUUCUUUCAUUGUGACUUUCUUUCCUACCAUGGCAGCUCGUUCUGUCCUCAUUCUCGCAGCGCUUUUAAACCUUGCUUUCCUAAACGUGGAGAGUAGAACCAUUGCCGGACCAAAGUUUUUCUCAAACGCUUCAACUAUUUACAUGAAAUCAAAGAUCGGCACAACGAUUAAGUCGGCCUCGCUAAAAGAUGCUAAAAAGGAGGGGGAAGAGGUGGGGAAAGAGGAACUACCUGACCCCAUUAGCGCCGUUGCAGUCGAGUCAGCAAACAAAACUCUGAACCCAACGCAUAAUGAGAAAGUGGACGAAUUCAUUGAAGAGAGUGAUUUUGAUGAUGGGUCAAAGAAAGAAGGUAGUAGUGACGUUAGCGAAGACAAAAAAAUCCGCAUUUUACAACAGUAUGUUUCAAUCCAUGGAAAACGAAGUAAAUGUGCUGAUGUUUUUUAUGGUUGCAAUGGUGUUUUACGGGACGAUGAUGAUAGCGAAGAGCUUGAUUAUGAAGCAAAUGAAGUUGACAAUGGGUAUUAUGAUCCAAAGAGAAAAUCGGCUUUUAACGAGGAUAAUAAGGAAGUGAAGGAUGGGGAAGGACAUGAUAUUUAUGAUGACAUCGAUUUUGAUAAUAUCGAAGACGACGAUGAAGAUGACAAAGAGGAUGUUGAAGAAGACCAGGAAAACAUGGAGGAUUUGGAAGGUACCAUUGUUAAGGAUAAUAUCAGCAGUGAUAAUGCUGACGAUAAUAACGAGAACAAAAGCGGGAAUGAAAAUGAUGAGGCUGAGAAUGCCAGUGUCGACAAGGAGAAGAACUUUUAA